This is a messenger RNA of Carlito syrichta (Philippine tarsier), 402 nucleotides long. RefSeq names its product chromosome unknown C2orf66 homolog (gene CUNH2orf66). The transcript has 2 exons. NCBI's taxonomy places the organism in Eukaryota, Metazoa, Chordata, Mammalia, Primates, Tarsiidae. The record is from RefSeq and is a predicted model, not a curated record. The coding region runs from base 1 to 402 and encodes 133 amino acids.
AUGCCCACAGCAUCCCACUUGCUGUUGUGCACCACCCUGGGGCUACUCAGGCCUGUGUGUGGGGCCAUGCUGAGAAAUGAAGACACAUGGCAGUCACUCAGCAACCUCAGGAACCGAGACCUGGUAAACAUGCAGGUGUGCCAGGCUGCAGAGAGGCCGGUGCCUCUCUGGAGUUUUGCACAUGGCACUGUGCUCCAGAGCACAGGGAGAGGGGGCUGCAAGCUUUUACAGGAGCCUUCGGUGUAUUUUAAGGCCAGAGGUCUUGAUCUUGGAAGGUUUCCAAAUACUUUCUCCAUGAAUAAGGGUCCCAGCCUUCUCUCUUUCCAGUCAGAACUUAUUGCUUCCACAUUUGCAGAUUACAAAGAGCAGAAAAACUCCACUCCCACUUACCUCAAAGGCUGA